AUGUCGGAAUCCGACUCAGACGGAGAGUUUGAAAGGCUUCUGCAUAAAGCCGAAGACUCGCACUUACAUAAGCCAGCAAAACGUAACUUUAAGCCGGCUGGAGCUGAUACAUCCUCGUCCGCUUCUGCAGUCGCUGCAGCUACUGCUGGACCCCUCGUGUCGUCAGAGCUGAGUAAAUUUUUUAAGACUGAAAGCAAAAGUAAGACCAAGAGCUCUGUCAAGAAAAAAAAUGGUAAAAAAUCUUAUAGGAAGCAGCUUUCAGACUAUGAAGAAGAGCCCCCAGGCUACUAUGACAACUACUCCACGCGACCAGGCGGUGAACGAGAGAAUUUCGGUACCGAUCCAUAUGCUUUUGAUAUAAGUUUGCAAGUGGUUUCGGGCAAUGCAACAGAAAAUCACGAUUUCAAACGCUCUUCUAACGCAAAUAAAAAGAAGAAAAAAAAUGAUCAAUCGGAUAAUUAUGCAAUCAAAGCAGUGACUAAACGUGCGGUAAUUUCAAUGGACGAUCGAAUUGCAGAGAUCUUAAAACGUACAGGGAGUUCGCAAUGGCAGGCGAGCGAGAAGAGCGACGAUGAUGAAUCUAAUGACACAAACAUUGAAGAAAAAAAUGUAGCGGCAUCUGCGAAAAUUGAUACAAAUUUGCCAAGAAUCGACCAAGCUAAUCAGGAAGAUGACAGUUAUGGUAUUAAAGAUAUUUGCAAUGAACAGGAUCGCUCCAGUUCAUCUGAUUCUCUGGGGGUGGUGUCUGCAGAUUUUCUGGUUCACAUCCCGAUGAAGCCAAAAGUUGAGCAACCAAGACUUUCUAUUUCCAGCCUUGACAGUGGACAGUUUGCUAUUAACCGAGAUGCACUUAUAAGUGAGAUUAGAACUCCAUCGCGCUACGAGCAACAAGAAAUGACCUUUCUUAAGUCCGAAGUCGUUGAAAACAGCAAUUCGGAAAAGGUGGACGCCCAGAAGUCGCAACUGAAUCUGUCCAAAAGCGACACAUUCGGCUAUGACGAUGAAGACUUCGAGGUCAGCGAUGAUACGAAACCAAAAAGUCCGUCAACAAAGAUAAAAGGACAGGUUGAGACUACAGCCCAGGACGAAGUAGAGACAACACAAGAUGCGAAUUAUGGUGAUAGCUUUUGUGAUGACGCGUAUGAACCAGCUCAGGAUGAAGCACAAAAGGCACAAAAUUUGGAUCACUGCGGCAAUUUCAAAGGUGAUACAAUCAGCUCUACGCAAGACGGCAAGCACGUGACACCAAAUACUGAUGACAGUGACAACUACCAAGAAGAUGUGUUUGAAGAGGAAUCUGAAGCUGGAAACAAAGCUUCAAUCAAUGUUUCUUCGGAAUCGGUUCAAGUUAUUGAGGUAGAGACCCAGAACCUCCCUGCUGCCACAGACCUGCUUGUUGGUAUGGACUCAAAAAAUAGUGACCUACUAGCAAGUUACGGCAUUUCCAGCACACAAUUAAACGGUGCAGAGGUUGGAGAAAAAGGUCCUUCACAUGAGCUGAUGCUGGAGACGCAGGACGCUUUUGAAAACUCUUUAGCGAAUCCUACCGUUACGGAAAAGUUUAUGACUGUACAUCCAACAGCCGUAACAACAGCCACGUGUUCGUCCAGAGAUGUAAUUUCUCUUACUUCCAGUCUACCACCGCCCCCUCCACCGUUAGAUGACAUUGAAGACGAUAAUCAAGAAAUACAGAAAUUUACAUUGUGUACCUCGGUGGUUGACUCAAAGCAAUCAAUACGACCUGUUGCUCAGCAGUCAGCGACCGUAAUCGAAAAAAGUUACCGAUUGCCCUCAGCUGCUGACAAAUUUCUGCAGAUCGAGAACCAAGUUGCUUCGCUGCGCUUCGUUUCGCCUAUCCCACCAAGUCUAGAGGCAUUAACUUCUCCAUUGAGUGGUCGUGUGCAUCCUGUUGAGUUUAAAGUAGCAGGAGGCUAUCGAAACAUGGAUGUAGCUGAUUUCCCUUCUCCCAUUUUCGAGCCUCUGUCACAUUCGUUUAAUGCAGAUCUUACGGCAGAGAAUGAAGAUAUCCAACGAGAAAUCGACGAAUUCGUACGUACUUCCGUCAAUGUACGAGAAAAACGAGAUGCAGAACGGCGAAUUAAGACGGCAAGAGAAAACGGACUUCUGUUGCGUCUUCAGCAGGCUCAGCGCCAUAUUUUGCAGCUAAAAAGAUACAUCAAGGCAACCACAGCAAAUGCAGCGAGCAACGAACGCACCGCUUCAACGGUGACUGAUGCAGAGGUUGAGGGCAUCAAGAUGUACAGUUUGCCGCAUUCAUCUCAAGCUGCUUUUGAAAAGCUUCAGAAAGAGAUCAAAACUCAAGAUAAUUUGAUCGCUGCCUUCCAGAAGGAGAAUGAGCGUCUUAUGCAGCAGCUAAAACAAGUGCAAGGUGAUUGUCGUUAUAAUAUCCAUGAAGCGAAUGAAGAUUUGCGUCGACAAGUCGCGAAAUUACAGAAGCAACUUGGAGAGCUAGCGACGCUUGAUAGGGGUAGUGAUUUUACUAGCAAAAAAUAUCAGUAUCGUGCUGCAGUAGAAGGUCGGCUCGCGGCAGAAGCGCAUGCUCUGUCCCUUCAGGAGGAACUUGCUGGACUUCGGUUAUCUCACCAACAGAAGUUUAACGAAUUGACUUUGGAGCUAGACCGUGUCAAAAAAGCCAAAAUCGAGCUCGAGUGUCGUUACGAAGGUAUUGCUUUGACUGAAGUGGCAGAAGAAGCGCAACAUGCUGGAGAGCUUCAGAAAGAGCUGGAAUUUGUCAAGAAAGAGCAUUUUCAGGCUUUAGCUGUCUUACAGAAAAAGCUGGAUUGGUACGUAGAGAAUCAGCGAUUACUGGAUGACCAAGACGAUGAACUGCGACAGCUUCGUCGGCAGGUUGCUGCACGGUCGCGAGACUCCAUAGCUCCGGCAAACAAUAAAGCUAGUGAACCAUCUCCUUCUCUGUCGCAUCGAAGGUCACCGAUGGAUAUUCGACGUAUACAAGAACUGGAGAGUCGGCUCGCUGAAGUUGAAGGAGCAAUGCGGCGACGUCAUCCAGACAGCUUGACAAAUCUAAUUCUGGCUACACGUCGUGCAGAUGAAGAGUCCAAGAUCCGUUGUCUGGAGCAAGAGUACCAGGACAAGAUUGUUGCAUUAUCUCACGAGAUAGAGCAAGAACAUGAAAUAAGCGAAAAAAAAUUAGUAAGCUUUCGUCAGCAGCAAGAGAAGCUUUUGUUGCAGUAUAAACGAAAGCUGACGGAGCAGGAGAAGCAGCUCAAACAGUUGAGAAAGGCGACAAUGGGGUAUGGACUUACGUCUAAAAAUACGGCUCGAGCGAGAACUUCUGACGCAGAACUGGCGAAAAUACGACAAUUCUAUACGGACAAGAUAAAAGAAUUGGAGCGGAAGUGGGAGGCUAAAUAUCGAUCUCUGCGCAAACAGCAAAUUAAGAGUAAUCAGCAGGUAAAAAUUCCAAAGCAUGCUGAUUCUGCUGCGUUAAUUACGAACUUGCAGUGGCAGCUACACGAACAGGAGUCACUGAUAAAGGAUGAGAGAGCAAGGGUGAAACAGCUAGAAGCUGAAAGGCAACUCGGUUAUUCAUCUGUAGAUAAUUCGCCUGCGAAAGAAGACAGAAAGUACAAGCCAGAGCUUGUAGAUCAAAUUGACGAUUUGAAGAAACAGUUGGAAGAUAGCGAAAAUGCACGAGCCAGACUGGCACAUUCGUUGACAGCUGUGCAAACGUUUAACUUGGGUCGAGAGCCUAAAUCGGAGACUGAUAAAACGCACAUAGUGUUGAAUAGCCCUUCCAAGCUGAAAAAUGCUGACAAGCAGAAGGAAGCAGAGCUAAUGCAAAUGAAGCAGGACCUGGACGCAGCUCGUGAAGCACGAAACAGCGAGCAUGCAUCUGCUUCUCACACAAUCAAUCAACUUGAGAAGCAAGUUAUUGAGCUUACAGGUAAAACCACCGCUCUGGAAGUCCAGCUCGCGGGCUCUCAACGCGAGGUGCAAAGUUUCGAGAAGCUGCUUCACGAAGCCGAGAAAAGCAAUCAUUGUCUGACAACACAGGUACAGCGAAUACCCAAUCUUGAAAAAGAGGUUUUGGCUUUGCGUAAUGAGUUGAAGCUACCACGCACGCCGUCAUUGGUCCAGUACCGAUCUCUCGACCUAAAGAUUGCGACUCUUGAGCAAAAGUACAAGUUGCGGGAGGCCGAGCUUCAAGUCGUAAUAGAUCGCACCCUGACGUCGACACAUCUGGAACAGUUAAGUUGCGAACGUGCCCAUCGCGCAGCCAUCCAUGCCAAAAAUGACGAAAUCGCCUUAUUUAAGCGUCAACUGGAUGAAAUUCUCCAUGAGAUCGCACAGCUGCAGGAGCCCACAUUAGCUCGGUCGACUAGUGUAAGUUCAGAUCCUCCAAACAUGAGAAAAACGUAG
This is a messenger RNA of Plasmopara halstedii, 4404 nucleotides long. RefSeq lists its product as uncharacterized. The record is from RefSeq and is a predicted model, not a curated record. Bases 1 to 4404 code for a protein of 1467 amino acids. Gene Ontology annotation, cellular component: axonemal microtubule; centrosome; centriole. Lineage: Eukaryota; Oomycota; Peronosporomycetes; Peronosporales; Peronosporaceae. The transcript has 10 exons. Gene Ontology annotation, biological process: cilium assembly.